This is a messenger RNA of Closterium sp. NIES-65, 1581 nucleotides long. Lineage: Eukaryota; Viridiplantae; Streptophyta; Zygnematophyceae; Desmidiales; Closteriaceae. The record is from the annotation of a GenBank genome assembly.
AUGCUGGAGCAGACGGAGAGCGCAACUCUGACGGGAAAAGCAGAGACGGCGGGGAACGGAGGAUCAGAAGGAGAAGGAAUCGACGGUGAAGGCGGGAGAGUGUGGGAGAACGUGGCAAAGGCUUCUACGCGGCGGUUCGGGCAGAACGAAGGCGAAGGCGAGGAGGUGCGCGUGGUGCUGUAUCGCGACGACGCCGCGUGGUGCCCCUUCUGCCAGCGCGUGUGGCUGCAGCUCGAGGAGAAGCGCAUUCCGUACCGGGUUGAGAAAAUAAACCUCAAGUGCUACGGGCCAAAGCCUGAUUGGUUCUUGGAGCUCGUGCCCAAUGGCAUGCUGCCAGCUGUCCAGCUAGACGGGCGAGUGAUCACAGAGUCCGUGACUAUAAUGAAGGAGAUCGAAGCCGCCUUCCCAAGUCACUCGCCGCUCCUCCCCCCUCCCUCUGAUGCGCACGCAGCAGAGGCAGCAGAGCAGCUGAUGGGUCUGGAGAGGGGGUUGACUGGGGCGUGGCUCAAGUGGACCAAGGGAAAGGAUGCCAUGCGCUGGCUUGCCGGUGGUAGUGGGGCCGGAAGCAGCAGCAGUGGGGGUAGCAGCAGUGUGAGCAGUAGUGGCAGCAGUAGCAGUGGCGAGGGUGCAGGCGAUGAGGAGGAGGGGGAGGGGCGGAGGGAGUUUGAGGCGGCAAUGGAUGCCAUGGAAGAGGCUUUGGUGAAGAGCGGAGGGCCUUACUUCCUUGGGAAAGAGCAGUUCUCCCUUGUUGACGUGACCCACGCGCCUCUCCUGGAGCGAUUCGCUGCCAGUGCACCGUACUGGAAAGGCCUCACAGUGCGGAACAACCCUCGCUGGCCGGCGCUCUCCCGCUGGUACGACGCCAUGGAUGCUCGACCCGCCUACCUCCCUCUCAAGUCUGACGAUUUCUCCAUCACCCACUCCCUUGUCCCGCAAAUUGGGCCGGUGAUCGCCAGCACCAAUCCAACGGCUGUGGCGCGCCGGGCUUUUAUUGAUGGAUGGGAUGGGACGGGUGCAUGGGAUCUGCCACUGGGGGAGGAGGAGACGGCGUGGGGGAGGGAGGAUGGGACGGGGGGGGAGGGGCGGAGGGCGCAGAGAGAGGUGGUGCAGGCGAUUGUGGGGAAUCAUGACAGGCUAGUGGCCUUUUGCCUGCGUUCUUUGGGGGAUUCUGCACAUGUUUCAGCCGCUACGACUACUGGGGAUGCUGCUGGUGCCAUGGGUGCUGGUGCCGCUUCUAUGAGCAGCCAGACUCAUGCGGACCAAGCUGAGCCACAGCAGCAGGCCAUCACAGCGGAAUGCCUUGCGCCAGCUGUCAGCGAGGCGUUGCGCCACGUGGCGCAUGCACUGCUGGUCGGCACAGAAGCAGCAGGCCCAUUCCCUGCCGUGUCCCAGUCACUUCAGAUGAUAAGUGGUGGGAGCAGAAGUGAGGAUGUGAGGGCAGCAGGGGAAGAACGGUUGGUGAUGGCUCUUGCGUAUCUGAGGGAUAGAGUUGGGGUGCCAAGGGACUUGAGUUAUCCAGCUGCAAGGCAGCUCCGAGCUCACCUUCAGUGGGUCGUUCGGUCAUUAGGAUCCCCAAUGUAA